GCAGGUUUCUGGGGUUUGGGGGUCUCGGGGUACAGGUGUUCCCUCUGCGACUGUGAUAUCGGUGGAGCUCACAGCACCACCUGUUCUCCGGAGGACGGUCAGUGUCAGUGUUUGCCCAACAUGGGGGGGCGCCGCUGCUCCGAGCCCACCGCCGGCCACUUCCUGCCUCCUCUGGACUACUUCCUGUACGAGGCGGAGCUCGCCGCUCCACUGCAGGGAUCUCCUCCACCUCCUCCACCUUCUACACCUCCUCCUCCUCCACCUCCUCCUCCUACACCGUCCUCUUCUUCUCCUCUGUUGAGCCCGCUGGUGUUGCCGCGCUGUGAGCAGAUUUACCGAGAGCAGGGUUACGACUUUAAGGUCCGUGAUGGAGUGGUGGUUCUGGUCCGAAGGACUCGACGUGCCGGCCGCCGGAGGAGACAGAACCUUCCUCUGGAGCCGGGCCAUGCCCUGCAGAUCAUCCCCCGUCAGAGGGCCGGGGGUCAGCUGAUCACCUGGACCGGCCUGGGAUUCGUCAGAGUGCUGGAGGGGGCGGGGCUUAGGUUUACUGUGGACAACCUCCCGUCGUCCAUGGAUUACCAGCUCGUGAUUCGCUACGAGCCUGAGUCUCCGUCUGAUUGGUUGGCUUCAGUCAGCGCCAUUGCAGGGUCGCCAGGCAACGGCGGCUGCAGAGGCGACCCAAAAGGAAGUAGAACUCUGAUCCUUCCUGGAAACUCCAGAGGGGGAGUUCUGGACUCUCCGCUGUGUCUGAACGCUGAUGCUCGGUACCUCGUGGACGUCGUCUUUAACAAACAGCCCGACGGUUCCAACAGCAACGGCAUCCUGAUCGACUCGAUGGGUUUGAUCCCCAGCAUCGAGUCGGUCCAGGACUUCUGUUCACAGACCGACCUCGACUCUUUCCGCCGCUUCCGCUGCAUCGGAUUGGCCGCUGAGCUCGACCCUCAGGAGGGGCUGCCGGAGGUUUGUGAGGGACUCGUGAAGAGCAUGUCGGCAAGGAUCCACCGCGGAGCCGUCCGCUGCAGGUGUAACGCUGCCGGUUCCCUCAGUCCGUCCUGCAGUAAACUGGGAGGAGUCUGUGAAUGUAAACCCAAUGUGAUUGGCCGUUGCUGUGAUGCCUGUGCUCCGCUGACGUUUGGCUUUGGACCCGACGGCUGCCAACCCUGCGAGUGCCACGCUGCUGGUUCUGAUCCGCUCUGUGAGCAGGUCAGAGGUCAGUGUUCCUGUCGGAGAGACAUCGCAGGCCGGCGGUGCGAUCGCUGCCGCAAAGGAUUCUGGGGAUUCCCGCUCUGUCGACCCUGUGAGUGCAACGGCCUGUCGGACAAGUGUGAGGAAGACACAGGAGAGUGUGUCGAGUGCAGGGAGGACGCCGCAGGGCCACACUGCGACAGGGAUGUGUAUGGAGGGUUUUAUGGCGACCCGGUCUCCAGGCGGCCCUGUGAGCCCUGCCUGUGUCCUGGCGUUCAGGGCAGCGGACGAUUCUUCGCCACUUCCUGCCGACCCGACCCAGAAUCCCUCAGUCUGAGCUGUGACUGCAGUUCAGGCCACUCAGGCCCGCACUGUGACAGGUGCAGCCCUGGUUUCUAUGGCGACCUGCGGUCUCCAGGCGCCGGCUGUGAACGUUGUCUCUGCAACAACAACAUCGCCCCGGAGGAGCGAGAUGCCUGCGACGCUGUGACAGGGGUCUGUCAGCGCUGCCUGCACGGCACGGGGGGCGAGCAUUGCCAGCACUGCAGAGCGGGGUACUACGGGGACGCCCUGCUGCAGGAUUGCAAAGAAUGCACCUGUGAGCGGCGGGGCACGGAGGUGACUCAGUGUCCGGAGGGCAGUCCCUGUGUCUGUGAACCUCAGAUGGGCCAGUGCCCCUGCAGGGGGGGGGUACAAGGCAUCCUCUGUGACCAGUGUGAGGACGAAUACUGGAACCUGGGGGGGGGCGCGGGGUGCCAGCCCUGCAGCUGCGACACCGCCAACGCCUUCUCCAACACCUGCAACAAGGUGACGGGGCAGUGUCCGUGCCAUGCUGAGUUCGGAGGAAGACAGUGUGACGUAUGUGGAGAAAACCACUUUGGGAAUCCGGACCUGCAGUGUUUCUCGUGCGACUGUAACCUGGAGGGCACGGAGCCCCCGUCCUGCGACCCUGAGACCGGAGAGUGCCUCUGCAGGGAGGGGGUCUCGGGGAUCUUCUGUGAUGAGUGUUCCUCGGGGUACUCUGCGUUCCCGCUCUGCGCUCCGUGCCACACCUGCAGAGCGCUGUGGGCGCAGCAGGUGGAGGACGUGCAGCGCGCCGCUCACACCAUGAGGCGCUUCAUCCCUUUCCAUGACAACCAGCGGCCCACAGGCGGUCGCCCCGAGCAACGGAUGCUGCAGUUGCAGGCGGCGCUGCAUCUCCUCGGCAACCUGACGGGCGACGCCCCAUCCAGGGUGGAGCAGGUGGAGCACCUGAGAGCGAGGGUCGGGAAGCUGCAGGACGGUCUGGACCAGAACCGGAUCCUGAUGGACACAUCCGCUCUCCUCCACACAGAGCUGGACAACAUUGGUCUGGAGUUCAAGAAGCUGCUGAACAACCUGAAGGAUAAAACCUUCACGGAUCAGAGCGCCGGAGACAUGGAGGACGAGGAGGGGCUGCUGGAUGAGAUCCAGAACCAGCACAGGGCCUUCAUAUUGGACGAGAAGAAGGUGAGAAAGGCCAUCACAGCUGUGGAGGAAUCCAUGGACACCAGACAGGAAGUGAAGCGCCGACUGAGCACCUGCAGCCGAUCAGACUUGGAGCCGCUGGAGAGGAGGGUCCUGGAUCUGAGGGUGGGAGACCUCAACCGGAGGGUCUGCGGCGCAUCAGGUCCCGACGGGUGCUCAGGAUGUGGAGGCGCUCUGUGUGCUCUGGACCUUGGGGGAAGGAAAUGUGGCGGCCCAAACUGCGACGGAGCGUUUCCUGUCAGUCAGGAAGCUUCAGAGACGGCAGAGGGAGUGAAGGACAAACUCAGCACACUGCCAAAGGCCCUGCAAGACGCCAACACCAAGAUCGAUGAUGCCACACGGGAGGCUCAGCUCACCAGAAGAAAGGCCAAAGACCUCCAGGACCAGAUCAACAGCAACAUCGACUCCCUCCAGAGAGAGAAAGAUAUAACCAAGGCGCUCCUCCAGCGCGUCAGAGACUACCUGAUAGACGAGAAGGUUCCUCCAGAGGACAUAGAGAAAAUGGCCCGCGCUGUUCUGGACAUCAAGCUGCCGAGAUCCCCGUAUCAGACCCGAUCACUGAUCAAUGACAUCAACAAUCUGCUGUUCAACACCAGUAGCCUCCAGGACAGCCUGGAGAACCUGGAGGAUCACGCCAGGACGGCCCAUGACCUUCUGAAGGACGCCCGGGAACUCAAGGAGCGGACGGAGACGGUGGACCUGAGCGGGAUCAGUCGAGAUCUCUAUGAAGCGGAGCGAGCUCAGGACAAAGCCAACGACCAGCUGCACACCUCCACUGGGGACAGGGACCGGACCAGAGACCAGAUCCAAGACAUGAGAGACAAACUGGAGGACAUGGAGACGAAGCUGAUGAGCCGGAGACCUGAAGACCUGCAGGACCAAAUCCCGGCCCUGAAGGAGAAGACGGAUCAGAACCGAGAGACAGCAGGAGGCGCUGGAGAGACCGCAGAGAGCGCCGUCAAGCAGAGCGCCGACACGCAGCCGCAGCUGGACCGGGCUCUGAGUCUCUUUGAGGUUCUGCAGCUGAGGAACAGGAACCGGAAGGGGGGAGACGCAGAACGUCUGAAGAACCUGCUGCAGGAGGCUGAGGACAUGAAGACGCUGCUGCAGGACAAACUCAACCAGAUACAAGGUAUCGAGCAGAGGAUGGAGGAGCUCCUGAGGAACAGGUCAGAUCGAGCGGGUCAGGUCUCAGAUCUGCUGCUCGCCGCCGACGCUCUGAGGCGAGAGAUCUUCAGCCGAGCCGAGGGAUACGCCAUCUGUACUUCAUAGUACUACUGAGUACUACAGAGUACUACAGAGUACUUCAGAUGAAUACAGAGUACUUCAGAGUACUACACACUGGUGUAUGUGUGGGUGUGUACAGUGUGAUCCAUCACGUUGUUACUGUUAAAGUAUAAUUGACAGAUUUUACUCCUUCGUUUCUUUAAACUUGAUGCUUCACACUGACCCUACAGGGUACAGAAUAUAUUUUAAUCUUCAGAGGUCUUAGCCCUGACUGUGUUGUACUGUAUGUACUGAGUACUGCGUACUGAGUACGCAGUACGCAGUAUGUGUAUGACUGUGGUCUUACAAUAAAUAUAAUCCAUCGGUCAUCAAAAA
Molecule: messenger RNA, 4293 nt
Organism: Gymnodraco acuticeps
Lineage: Eukaryota; Metazoa; Chordata; Actinopteri; Perciformes; Bathydraconidae
Product: laminin subunit beta-4-like
Source: RefSeq, a predicted model, not a curated record